Molecule: messenger RNA, 614 nt
Organism: Dictyostelium purpureum
Lineage: Eukaryota; Evosea; Eumycetozoa; Dictyosteliales; Dictyosteliaceae
Exons: 2
Coding region: 210-536 (108 amino acids)
Cellular component (GO): mitochondrion
Source: RefSeq, a predicted model, not a curated record
AUAAAUCAUAUCAUUUUAUUCGUAUAUAAUAAUAUCUCUUUACUUUUUUUUUUAUUUAUUUGUUAAAUUAAUUUCAAUUUAUCAAUCAAAAUAAAAUCAACUCCAACAAUCGUAAAUAGAUUUAGGUUGAAAAAAAAAAAAAGAAUAAAGAACAACUCUUGUAUAACAAUAAACAAUUAGAAAUCAAAUAUAUAUAAAUAAAAAAAGAAAUGACAGGUCAUAACGAAUUACCACCAACCUUCAAUCCAGAUGGCACCAGAAGAAUGAAUGCCACUCAAAAAGAAUUAGAAGAUAAAAAUAUUCCAUUACAUUUUAGAGAUUAUUGCGCUCACAUUUUAAUUAAAUUAAAUGAUUGCAGAGUUUCCACCUAUUAUGCACCAUGGCAAUGUAUGGAUGAAAAACAUGCUUAUGAACAAUGUCAAUAUGAUGAAUACUUAAUUAGAAAAUUAAAGAAAACUGAAUUAGAUGAAGCAACUAAAUUAAAGAAACAAGGUAAAACAGAAGUUGUUGAAUAUGACGAUAAAAAACUCUCAUAAAAUUUAAAAUAAUAAUAGUAAUAUAAAUAAUAUAAUAAAACAUAUACAAAAAAAAAAAAGAAAACUUUAAAAAAAUAU